Messenger RNA from Jaculus jaculus (lesser Egyptian jerboa), 2074 nucleotides. RefSeq lists its product as uncharacterized. The coding region runs from base 41 to 1933 and encodes 630 amino acids. The record is from RefSeq and is a predicted model, not a curated record. The transcript is spliced from 43 exons. NCBI's taxonomy places the organism in Eukaryota, Metazoa, Chordata, Mammalia, Rodentia, Dipodidae.
GGCGGAGGCGGGCCCCUGUGGAGGUGGGGGUGAGGCAGCCAUGCACCGCCUCCAUCAGCCCUGGAGCCCACCAGCCUUCAUGCAAGGCCAAGAGGACAAAGAAUCUACAAAUCCAAAAGUGGAGGUUGUUACCACUCAUGACAACAGUCUUAAUAAUAAAGAUGAAGACACAGAAUCCAGUGAAAAGAUGGAACCCACAAAAGAUGAUAAAAAUUGUUCACUCCCAACAAUUUUGGAAAAAGGACCAUCAGAUGAUGAAUCCUGUAUGAUGUCACUGGUUGAGGAAAUUACCUGUCCUCAGGAAGAAGAAGAGGAUAAAGUCCUUGAAAGAAAGGAAAAUAUUGACCUUGAAGAUCCUAAAAAAGAUUCAGGCAUCAUUGGUAUAGAAGGCACUGUGAACUUGAACCAUGAAGAUAAUGCCGCAGCUCAAGGCCAGAAGGACAAGUCAGUCACUUCUUGGUCCACACUAUCUAAUCAUUCAACAAAAUUUAGUCUUGAUGACGUGGAGAAAGCUCUGACUCCUGUAACAUAUCACCAGAUUGACUUUGAAGAUCCUGAGAAAGGUAAAUGGGAGAACACAAGUAAAACAAGUUCAGGAAAUGAAGAUGGAACUGAUCAAAAGGAGGAUGAAAUUACUCCAGGCAUGACAGAACAUGCAGAGCCACAUUUUGUUCAGGUUGGCUCAUGGAAGACAGGAUUGUGUCAACAUAUCCGCAGAGCUUUUUCUACUCCUCACCUUUCUAACUAUGUCGUUCCACUGUGUACUACAACUGAUGUAGCAGAUACCUCAGCAGAGGUGGAAUAUAUGGACAAGGAAACCCCAAUUGAAAUGUACGCUGAUGAAAAUUUAACUGGUGUGUUGUCAACACAGACACCAAAUGAUCUACAGCACAAGGACUCUACCACAUUGAAGGCUGAUGUUAUGCCAGGAAAAAUUGCAGGAAAAUCAGAAAGUAAUGAUACCAGCAGACCAGAACCUGUUGGCGAUGGUACUGUUUAUGAUCAGCCACACACCAAUAAUGAUGAAGACAGUGAGGCCAAUGAGAAGGAGGCUGCUGUUGAAAGUGAAAACUCUGAUCCAAAGGACGAUGAAAUUACUCUGUCCAUGACUGAAGAGACACAGACCAAUUAUGUCCAGGUUGGAUCAAGGAAAACUACAUUGUGUGUACCAGACAACUCUGCACCUGAGGAAUACAUGGACAAGGAAACCCCAAUUGAAAUACAUGCUGAUGAAAAUUCAACUGUUGAUCCCAAGGAGGAGGAAAUUACUCUAUCUAUGACGGAACAUAGAGAGACACAUUUUGUUCAGGUUGGCUCAUGGAAGACAGGACUGUGUCAACAUAUGUGCAGAGCUUUUUCCACUCGCCAUAUUUCUAACUAUGUCGUUCCACUGUGUACUACAAUUGAUGAUAUGCCAGGCAAAAUGGUGGAAGAAUCAGAAAAUACUGAUACCACCAGAUCAGAACCUGUUGGCGAUGGUACUGUUUAUGAUCAGUCACACACCAAUAAUGAUGAUGAAGACAGUGAGGCCAAUGACAAGGUGGCUGCUGUUGAAAGUGAAAACUCUGAUCCAAAGGACGAUCAAAUUACUCCAUCCACAACUGACCAUACACCGACCCAUUAUGUCCAGGUUGGAUCAAGGACCCGGAGAUUGUGUCAAUAUAUUUGCAGAGUUAUUUCAUCUCUCAACUUUUGUGACUGUGUCUUUAGACAGUGUAUUUCAGUUGAUGUAGCAGACAGCUCUACAGAAGUGCAAUACACAGACAAGGAAACCCCAACAGAAAUAGAUGCUGAUGAAAAUUCAAAUGGCGUGUCAUCAGCACAGUCACCAAAGGAACCACAGCACGAGGACUCUACCAAUGCGAAGCCUGGUCACCACAAGGACUCACCACCUCAUGUGGUUGGGGACCUUGGCUUCGCCCCCCAAAAAUGACAAAGUUUCAAAGCUGGUGACUCCAUCUUCACUGGGAUUAAAUCUUAUCCUUGAUGGCCAGCUCACAUAGAUGAAGUUCCUGGUGAAGAUUAAAGCCACCUAAACCAAACCCCCAAACAUACUAUGGUUAUUUUAGGACUA